Molecule: messenger RNA, 663 nt
Organism: Alternaria atra
Lineage: Eukaryota; Fungi; Ascomycota; Dothideomycetes; Pleosporales; Pleosporaceae
Exons: 1
Coding region: 1-663 (220 amino acids)
Biological process (GO): lipid metabolic process
Molecular function (GO): phosphoric diester hydrolase activity
Source: RefSeq, a predicted model, not a curated record
AUGUUCUCCAGGAAGAAGCAUCGGUAUGCUGACUCUUUUAGUGGUAUCCUUCACAUCGUUAAUGUGUUCCUGGGCUAUGUGCCUGUCUUUCUGGAUGACCAUAUAGUCUCUACAUUUGACUGGAGCCAGCCCGACAAGUCAAAUCUAUUGGACAUCACGCGCGACGUUACUCCGGUCCAGUGCCACUCACACAAUGACUACUGGCGCCGGGUUCCGCUAUACGACGCCCUCCGCUGGGGUUGCACAGGCGUCGAAGCUGAUGUUUGGCUAUUCGAUGAGGAGCUGUACGUUGGUCACAAUACUAACGCCUUGACGCAAGAGGGCACCUUCACAUCGAUGUAUGUUGACCCUCUGGUCAAGAUGCUAGACUACAGAAACGAGCUCGGAGACUUUGCGACCACAUCCAGCGUCAAGAAUGGCGUGUUUGUCACUGAGCCUGCACAGACUCUGGUCCUACUGGUCGACUUCAAGAAUAACGGUCAAGAAAUCUUCCCCGUAGUCUCGCAACAGCUCACCGCACUACGAGAGAAAGGCUACUUAACCUACUUCGACGGCAACACCACCAUCGAAGGCGCUAUCACCGUCGUAGCAACCGGCAAUGCACCCUUCGAUCUCAUUACUGCAAACUCUACCUACCGCGACAUCUUUUUCGACGCCCCCUAG